Xiphias gladius (swordfish) is the source of this 4763-nucleotide messenger RNA. It is a transcript of the gene rgl3a, whose product is annotated as ral guanine nucleotide dissociation stimulator-like 3a. Bases 549 to 2816 code for a protein of 755 amino acids. The transcript has 17 exons. Lineage: Eukaryota; Metazoa; Chordata; Actinopteri; Istiophoriformes; Xiphiidae. Gene Ontology annotation, biological process: positive regulation of GTPase activity; Ras protein signal transduction. Gene Ontology annotation, cellular component: plasma membrane. The record is from RefSeq and is a predicted model, not a curated record. Gene Ontology annotation, molecular function: guanyl-nucleotide exchange factor activity.
GACCACGUGUGUGCUGCUACCUCCACCCGUGCUGAGAAUGGCGGCAGUACUUGGCCGCCUCUGUGACAACAGCACCGAUAACUGGGACGAGCUUUGGGGUAGCCAUGUAACUUUUCCUUUUAUUGGAUUUUUCUGGGUGACCCGCUACUUACAACGAUAUCAGCAGUAACGAUCUCAUAUUUAAAAUCUGCAUUAGGCAAUAAAUGAUGCCAUUUAUCCUCUUGUUCUCACUGGCCCAAGGUCUUCGAGCCCGCCCACACCUGUCUCAUUAGCCACACCCGGGGAGACAGCGCUCGCUCCCCGUCCUCCUCGCUCUCCUCUCCACUGUCGCCUGCUCGGCUGCGGCGCCUGGACGCAGUUCGGCCUUGGACCAUCGCGCAACUUGUCGCGGUAGCUCUCAAGAAGGAAAAAUGUCCGAAGUAAUUCAGACUGAAGGGAAGCGCCGGAGGACGGAGCGGACUCCCUGACUUGCCGCCCCCCGCUGCUCGUGUUUAGAGACAGAGACUUUGGGGACUUUUUUUUUUUUUGGGGUCGCUCGCAGGAGCACGAUGACCAUGGGAAAAUGGCACUUAUCCAUGGACCCGGUGCAGGAGUGGGGGGAGGAGGAGGAGGACGGGGCCGUGUUUGGCAUUACGCUGCGGAGGGAGCCCGUCCUACCGAGCUCAGAUGCGGCCGAGUUCCCCACAGCCUUCAGCUUCAUCCAGUACCACACGGUGAAGGUGCGCAGGCUGAAGGCCGCCACCCUGGAGCGUCUGGUCACCCACCUGCUGGACCCCGGACACCAGGAGCCCGACUUCGUCCGUGUCUUCCUCUCCACCCAUAGUGCCUUCACCUCCACCAGCACCCUCAUUGAGCUGCUGUUUGAGAGAGACGACUCAAUCGCCAACCUUGAUAACACCGUCUGCCCUCAUAGUACUUUACCCCAAGUGAUUCGGCUGUGGCUGGAGGAAUACAGCGAAGACUUCCGUGAAGCCCCUCAGUACCAGGCCCUCAGGCUGUUGUGUGUGCACCUGCGGCAUCGCCUCUGCUUCAGACGUCUGGCUCAGACUGCUGAGACCCUGCUCAAGAGGCUCCAGGAGCAAGAUUGCAGCCAGUCUGCGUCACCGCACGGCUGUGACUCAUUGCAGCAGGAGCCCAGAGAUCAGGAGGAUGGAGGAGAGACGUCUGCUAAAGAGGAAGACAGAUACAGCUUUAUGGACUUCCCUACGAGAGACAUAGCGGAGCAGCUGACCAGGCUGGACGCUGAUCUGUUUGUCAGAGUGGUUCCCUUCCACUGCCUGGGCUGCGUCUGGUCCCAGCGCGACAAGAAAGAAAACCGAAACUUGGCGCCCACCGUCCGCGCCACCAUCUCCCAGUUCAACGCCGUCACCAACCGUGUCAUCACCUCACUCCUCUGCCCGUCCUCACCCAGCCCUCCCACUUCCUCUCCCGUCUCAUCACCCACCUCCUCCUCUACCUUCCUGUACCCCUCCACUGCCCCGAGCUCACCUCGCUGCUCGCACGCCAGCCCCGCCCACCGAGCACGCAUCAUCGAGAGGUGGAUCGCCAUUGCACAGGAGUGCAGACAGCUGAAGAAUUUCUCCUCUCUGAGGGCCAUCCUGUCAGCCCUGCAGUCCAACGCUGUGUAUCGCCUCAAGAAGACCUGGGCUGCCGUCAGCAGGGAAAGCAUGGCCACCUUUGACCACCUGUGUGAUACUUUCCCUAACGAAAACUGUGUGCUAACCACCAGAGGGAUCCUCGUCGAGGAUGGGAGUCACCCAGACAGCGGUGCCACCCCGGGCUCUAAAUCCCUGCAGCUCUGCUCAGUGUCCAGACAGAUGACCUGCAGCAGUGGUGUUGUGCCGUACCUGGGCACUUACCUGACUGUCCUCACCAUGCUGGAUACAGCACUGACGGACACUGUGGAGGGUGGACUCAUCAACUUUGAGAAGCGCAGACGGGAGUUUGAGAUUCUUUCCCAUAUUCGACAGCUUCAGACUUCCUGUUCCCACUAUAGCCUACCAGCGAACCCUCAUAUCACCGCCUGGCUGCAGGCGCACACGCUGCUCACAGACCAGGAGAGCUACGAGCUGUCCCGUGAGCUGGAGCCUCCUUUGGACGUCUGUCCCAGCUCUCCCAACUCAUGGAGCAGUCGUCUGCUCACUAAGAAGCUCGCCUCGUUGCGAACAGUCAGUGACAGCUCCCUCAGGAAGACCCACGCUGAUCAGAUCAGUGUGUCGUCUUCCGGCUCCAGCAGUUCAGACAUGGAGGACCUCUCCGCCCCACAGCCCUCCCCCCUCAGACUCAAAUUCAAGUCUCUGUCGGGUUCUCUUCACAACGUAGCAGAGGACUUCUCCUCCUCCUCUCCCAGUCUUUCCAGCUCCUCCUGCAGCUUCUCUCAACCAGACCUCAGCUCCUCCUCUCUGGCGCUGAGCCCUGAGUCAUCAUCCCCCAGCUGCUCUCCUCAGGCCUCACUGCCCGUCUACAACAAACAAGUCGCUGACUCAUGUAUCAUCAGGGUCAGUGUGGAGUCUGUCAGCAAUGGAAAUGUUUACAAGAGCAUUCUGCUGACCAGUCAGGACCACACACCUCAGGUGAUUAUGAGAGCUAUUGAGAAACACAACAUGGAGGAUGUCAGCUGCCAUGACUUCAGCCUCUGCCAGAUGCUCAACAAUGGGAAAGAGCUCCAGAUCCCCGACAAAGCCAAUGUAUUUUACGCCAUGUGCACCAAUGCCAACUACGACUUUGUCCUGCGCCAGCACUGGAGGAGCCACAGGAGACACCUCGGCUCUUCCUCCAGCCCUGGAGCUCAACCCAAGAGCCGCAACGCCAAGUGAUAAGCACCUGUCCUUUACUGAAGUUUGGGAGUACAACCAGAAGACGGAGGAGCUGCUCAUCUGCAACAAGAACCCAACAACCCACCUGUGGCUGUUAGUGCCCACUCAUCAUCGUGAGGUUGUCACUAUGCAGCAGGUAUGAGCCGCUCCAUCAUUGAGAAUCCCAGGAAACCCGAGAGCUUCGACUGAAAAUGUAACGUGAAGGAGUUCUCAGCAGGAAGUCGUCUUUACUGGGGGCAACAUUGAAAUGUGUUAUACCACGAAAUAGUCUGAAUUUUAGGAAAAUGUCCAAGUAUACAGAAGAGAGACACCAAGAAGAACUCUGUCAUCUUAUCACCACCAUUUUCGGAUAAAUGAACCACAUUUACCCAGGACCACUUUUCCCGAUCCACCACUGGUAGAACACGUCAGCUUUCACUGCAGCUAAUUACAAACAUCAGGAGCAGCUGGUCUGACAAACAGUCCUCUAUCAUGACUUUCCAGUGGAACAUGAUGAUAAAUGUGGCCGUGCGGCUGCAGAGUCAGGCCUACAGACCGCUAUGAAGUUUCCUGCCUCGGACUCGUACAGCAGACGUGGGACUGUUCCUUCAGCUUGUUUGGCUGAAUGAGGAACAGGAACUGCUGAGUUUCCCAACUACACUCAACACAAUGAAGAAAAGCUAGUCAGAAUCACUAAGUAUGGGAUGCUCACUGUUAGUUGAUGAGUAUCAAAAUGAUCUGGGUCAAAAGUGAAGAACAGUGACGAUGGAGAUUUUAUUUGUCCAGAGAUAGUAAGUAAUAAGUAUUCAGUCGUCUUUUAGUUGAGAAUUUAAAUGUUUUUAAUGUAAUUUUAUCAACUUAAAGUAUUUAAUGCACUCCAGUAUUCAGCUUUUAGAGCAAAAGUGGUAUGAUAAAAAUGUUUGUUUUGUUUGUUUGUUUGCUUUGGUAUCUCGAUAAGAUCAACUGAAGAUUGUAUUAGUUUGAAUGAAGAAAGCAGAUUUUCACUGUCUGCAGUUAUUUAAUGAAGGAGACUUUGUAUGUGAGCAGAAUUGGCAUGUUAUAAAUGUUUAUAUUCAGUGGUCUUGCCUGGGCUGUGGUGUUUAUCUCAGAUGGUUCAAAGAAGAGCUGAAAUGUUGACAUGGGAGGUAUCUCCGCUGUAUGGUACUGAUGGUGAAGGCUGGGAUUCAGGCGAGACUACUGAUCACUUUAGUUUGUAAUCCAGAGCAAUUUAACUCAGAAGGAAAGUACAAGAACAGGCCUUUUGCCAGGAGUGGAAUAUAGCUGACUCCACCUGCCUGUGUACAGUGUUGUGAUGGAGAUUUACCUGAAGGAUUCCUGCAUGUGAAAAUGAAGAGUCUCAGUAUGUGAGUUUAUGUGACAUGAAUGAUCACCUCAGUGAUGUGAAAUACUCCCCAAAACUACAGGGCAGCUUUCUGCAAGUACUAAUACUGAGUAUUGGUGUGGUCGUUAAAUAAAUAUGAUUAAAAUUCGUUGCUUUCCAGUCAUUGGAAGAUGCACACAGUGAUUCACCUCCCUGUUUUGAACGAUUUAAGAAAAAAAAAACAAAAGAAAAAAACAAUUUAAACCCCACACACACACUGGUGGAGACUCUGCCUAGUUUUGCGCCAAAUUUUGCAUCACUGAAUCCAGUUUUAAAGCUACUGAGGCUUGUUAAAAGUGAGGUUACAGGUUGGUCUUGAGGUCUUGCAGCUGCAAAGUAUGAAGGAGUCUACGGUGUGACUUCUGCUCUCUGUCUUACUUCUGACUCUCUUAGUAGACCCUCUUGUCAAUUCUCUUUUUAUUGUGUUUGAAACGUAAGUGAUGUUGUCAAAAUUAUGCACAUUAUAAUUUAAGCCUAUAUGUCUUUGUUCUCAUUUUAUUUUGACAUUCUUUAUUUUAAAUCUUAAUCUGAGCACUUUGUUUAUAAUUAGUAUUAAAUGUCCCCUAAUAAAGCCAGAUUACAAUUUA